CGUGGUUCCUCGAGUCAGUCUCGUUCGGUCCGUGGUCGUGUGGCGUAGCACGGUCGGGUACCUGUCUGCGUUGGCGCGUUGAUGCCAUUUGGGUCGUUGUCGCGCUGGUGCUCGUACCUGGGACACGUCGAGACCCCUUUUUGGAAAACGGAUCUUGCCGCGAGAGCUCUAUCCGUUGGCCAACCAGCGUACAGGCGGCGUUCGCUAAGGGAUGAAGUAACGUCGCACGAGACAGGAUCGAUCGUACCCACGUUGCUUUCGUUUUCACUCCGCCGCACGUGCGCAGACCAUAGUUGAUUCGUCUCGGCUGCCAAAAGCGCUACGCAAGCACAAAAAUGGAAAACAAUAAAUCGCCAACGGAGAUGGACACCUUCCUGCCUCAGGACGGGUCCGUCAUGAAAGACGGCGUGUUUUCGUCCAAAUAUAAAGUACAAGUAGCUCCGAGAGGAGAUCUGGAGAGCGCCGCGCAAGGAGAGGGCAAAACAUUUGAUCCGUUCACCGAAAGAAGAAUCGAUAACCCGACAACGGACUGUGACACGUUAACGCAUUUAUUGAAGGCCUCGCUCGGCACUGGUAUCCUAUCUAUGCCGAUAGCUUUCAAGCAUGCUGGUCUCCUUGUCGGUGUCUUCGCUACGAUCUUGGUGGCAUUUGUUUGCACACACUGCGCGUACAUUUUGAUAAAAUGCGCGCACUUCCUUUAUCACAAAACGCGUCGAUCGGAAAUGAGCUUCGCGGACGUGGCGGAAGUAGCGUUUUCCACGGGACCAGAAUGGGGAAGGAGGUUUUCGAAGCCAGUUAGGUAUCUAAUUCAAAUUAGUUUAUUCGCAACGUACUUUGGCACCUGCAGCGUGUACACAGUGAUAGUUGCAGCGAACUUUAAUCAAAUCAUCGAGCACUAUGCGGAUGUGGCCGAGGGCGAAUUUAGUAUAAGAUUAACGGCCGCCUGUCUGUUGAUCCCCAUGAUAUUGCUCAGUUGGAUACCGAACCUGAAGUACCUCGCGCCUGUCUCCAUGAUAGCCAAUAUAUUUAUGGGAACAGGUUUGGGAAUUACGUUUUAUUACUUGGUAUGGGAUCUUCCGCCUUUGACGUCGGUACCGUUGAUGGCACCUAUCGCCGGGUUCCCGCAAUUCUUCAGUAUAACCGUCUUCGCCAUGGAAGCGAUAGGUGUUGUAAUGCCGUUGGAGAACAACAUGAAAACACCGCAGCACUUUGUCGGAAUCUGCGGUGUUCUCAAUAAGGGAAUGUCCGGGGUUACUCUUAUAUACAUUCUGUUGGGAUUUCUGGGCUAUGCGAGAUACCAGGAAAACACUUUGGACAGCAUCACGCUGAACUUGCCCACGGAAGAAAUACCGGCGCAGGUUGUAAAGAUCUUGAUAGCCCUGGCUGUUUAUUGUACGUUCGGUCUUCAAUUUUACGUAUGCCUCGAUAUCGCAUGGAAUGGUAUCAAAGACAGAUUCCAGAAGAAACCAGUCCUGGCCAAUUACGUUUUGAGAACAGUUAUGGUCGCGGGAGCAGUUCUAUUGGCUGUAAUCGUGCCGACUAUCGGGCCCUUCAUCGGAUUGAUCGGUGCAUUUUGCUUUUCUAUACUGGGACUCCUGAUACCGGUGUUCAUAGAAACUGUAACGUACUGGGACGUUGGUUUUGGUCCAGGAAAUUGGGUGGCAUUGAAGAACAUCGUCAUAUGCAUCAUCGGUUUCAUGGCACUAGUGUUUGGAUCUCGUAGCGCGCUGAUAGAUAUCGUAAAUUUGUACAGUUAAAAGUGGGUGUCCGUAGUACGAUUUGUACAUAUUCCAAAUGCUCCAAACGAUAAACGUUUGAAGAUACACUUACAAGAUUCGUAGGAACUAAAUUUCUGAUAUUUUUAAGUAGACAAUCACGAAUGAUGCGUAUCAUUUGCAAUAACUUAUUUUCCAAAAGCACCUUGGCGAUGAGAAAUUGUAUCAGAAAUUUACUUGCUACUCAUGUGCCUAUAAGUGAGUGCUCCGAUAAGAUACAAAGAAACUAUUUCGUUACAAAGAUUGCUUCGGUUGCUAUGCAAAGACGAGCCAAAACACCGAUGUUCGGUGUACUCUAAACACGAUUCGAAAUAUGCCUCCACGCCUAAAUUUCUAAAAUUAUAUCAUGGGAGAAUAAAAUUAUGUAAUUACGAUCGGUAUACUGAGUAGGUGAUGCAUUUCCGAAUGCUAGUAAUCGUCACGUUUACAAUGUUCAUUCGAUAGGAGGCAUAUACAGACUGAGAAAACCAUUGGCAGUAUUCGAGUUGUAAAGAAAUACGUUGCAACAGAGAAUUGUUAAUAUUUAAAAGAAAAAACUGGAAGAUUAA
Molecule: messenger RNA, 2323 nt
Organism: Megalopta genalis
Lineage: Eukaryota; Metazoa; Arthropoda; Insecta; Hymenoptera; Halictidae
Gene: path
Product: solute carrier family 36 member pathetic
Biological process (GO): amino acid transmembrane transport
Cellular component (GO): vacuolar membrane
Molecular function (GO): L-amino acid transmembrane transporter activity
Source: RefSeq, a predicted model, not a curated record